UUAUAAACGAAGAGAGAUUCCUACAAAAUAAAUGCUAAUACUUAUCUAAAUCAAAUAUUUGUAAGACUAAUCGUAGGAUAGGAUCAAUAUCUAAUAAACUUAAUUUUAGGGUAUAAUGGGAUCGGAGCAAUCUUCAGUACCACCAAAGAAACAAACGCAAAGAGCGCCUCCCGUCCGAAGGGGGCACACUAUUGCAGUUACUAAUAUACCUGAACCAUCGAGAGUUGGGGAGCCGACAGUCAGUGGUAAUAACUCGCCUGGCACCAGUGUAUGUUCAGAUUCUGAACUACCCUACAUAUCGUACACUGUGGACCGGCCAAUAGGAGAUUCGCCAAAAGCUUCGGCGAAGAAUCAACGUGGUACUGACAGCAAGAAGUCUUUGCUCCAACGACGCCAGUUGAGUCUACAAGCGAGGAAAAGCAAGCGAACCAGGGAUAUAGUAGUUGUCAAACAGCCGACGGAUGAACAACUUGAUGAAGAUAUACAAAGAUUGCAGGAAAUUCCAACAUUUCUUCCAAUCAUGAGAGGGACUCUUGGGCUGCCGGGAGCUCGUGACCCUGAGGUUCUAGAAGGUUUGGACUACAGGCCUUGGGUUCGAUUGACGACCCGGCUUCAGGCGCACCUAGCCGCUUGCGCUCACCCUUUAGCGGCCGAUGAAAUAAGCAUAGCUAUGAAAAUUAAAGAGGCGGACCUGGAGGUGUCGCGCCUGCACGCGGCGAUGGUGGAGCGUCAGCGCGCCAACGCGCGGCACGCGGAGCGGCUCGCGCGCGCGCACGACGUGUCGCACCAGCUCACGCGCUGCUACUCGCUGCUGCAGCAGACCCUCUUAGACGCAGAAGAAUUGAAUGCUCUACUACCAGAAGAUAAGCGUUUGGAGCCCUUUGUGUGGAACACGGAAUGAUUGUAAAUUGACAUUUAUAAAGUUAUUACACAAAGCUAUUGUUAUAAAUAUUAUAAAUAUACAGUAUGUGUGAAAACCCCUGUCCGAUCCGCGAAGGACAUAUAAGUGACUUGGUAGAGGGGCUAAAAAAUAUUGAAGCAACUGUUGUUUUUAAUAUCACAUGAAAAUAUGUUUCUUUAGCGCAGCGUUAGCAACAAAUAUGAUGCUGAAUUUUAGGAAAAUUCUCCUUAAUUUUUAACUAAACUUAUUUUUCAUUUAUUCAUUUUCAGGACUGCCUCAAGUAAUCUGCAUGAUAUUAUUUAAAAUUAAUUAUAUCGUACGGAUAGAAUGCUUCCUUUUUUCGACGUUUUUAAACACUCACUUUUCUUGUUUGUUUGUCGCUCCGGUUGGACUUUUGCAAUUCAAUUUCGAGGCACUUCCCGAUAAGCUAGCAGGCUGAAAUUUUCAGGGAAGCUAUAAAAACAGCAUAACCGAUUUGGAUAGAAUUUGGAUGGAGUGACAUUUGAAAACGUGGGUAUUUUUUUUUAAUCUAUUAAUUUAUUCCAAUUAAUAAUCACAAGUAUUUAAUUAUUUUACUCUACACUGCAAUAUGGCUAGCCCUUAAAUGAUUAGACAGGUGUUUUAAUACAUACUUUACACAUAAUACUAGCUUUUGCCCGCAGCUUCGUAUAUUAUCAUAAAACAGAGCAUAUCUCCAAGAACAACGUCCACACAACCCCUAGACCCCUCACACCACUCGCCCGAUGUCUGUCACCACAUCACACUCACAACUCUCACUCAGUUCGCUCGUCACUCGUCACUCAACUAUUUCUAAUUAGUCUCGUCCAGUACCGUGAGGAAACACUUCCGCGUUAACGUUGACUUUAAAGGUCCAAUCAGAAUGCAGUACCCCGCUUCGUACACCUCAGAUAGUUGACAGAAUUAGGUAUUUGACUAAAACUAAUAAUUAUAAUAUAAAUCUGUAUAGUCCGUCAGAAAAUUUUCCAUAAAAUAUUGGUUACAUAUUUUUCAUUUUAUCACAUCACUAGCUGUUGCCCGCGACUUAACCUACCGCGAGUAAGGAAUUUAUGAACGGAAGCCCUCAAAGAUUAAUAAUUAUCCCUGUUUUUUUUUCACAUUUUACAUUGUAUCUUCGCUCCUGUU
Messenger RNA from Trichoplusia ni (cabbage looper), 2044 nucleotides. Its product is annotated as BLOC-1-related complex subunit 5-like. Gene Ontology annotation, cellular component: synaptic vesicle membrane; cytoplasmic side of lysosomal membrane; BORC complex. The transcript has 8 exons. Bases 116 to 901 code for a protein of 261 amino acids. Gene Ontology annotation, biological process: organelle transport along microtubule; lysosome localization; positive regulation of anterograde synaptic vesicle transport. The record is from RefSeq and is a predicted model, not a curated record. Lineage: Eukaryota; Metazoa; Arthropoda; Insecta; Lepidoptera; Noctuidae.